AUUUGUGUGUUGUGAACAAAGGCACUUGAGUUAAAAACCAAAAAAGCCUAAUGCAAAUUUCGCUAUUGCUAAAGUGUUCAUUGCUAAUUGCUCAUUGCUUAAUGCUAAUGCCCCUAUUUUCUGUGUGAGAUCGCCCUUCUAUUCCCUUUUCUCUCUUUCUGAUCCAACCUCACAUUCGAUUUCCAAUGGCUAAUAAUCAUUGCUGUUCAACUCAACUUAUUGAUGGAGAUGGUACAUUCAAUGUAACUGGGAUUGAAAGUUUCAUGAAGGAGGUGAAAUUUAGUGAAUGUGGGCUUUCGUACGCUGUAGUUUCCAUUAUGGGUCCACAAAGUAGUGGCAAGAGCACGCUGUUAAACAAUUUGUUUCGUACCAAUUUCCGUGAGAUGGAUGCUUUUAAGGGAAGGUCUCAAACAACCAAAGGAAUCUGGAUGGCUAGAUGUACUGGGAUAGAGCCUUGUACCAUUGUGAUGGAUUUGGAAGGAACAGAUGGAAGAGAACGUGGAGAGGAUGAUACUGCAUUUGAAAAGCAGAGUGCUUUAUUUGCUCUUGCUGUCUCAGAUAUAGUGCUAAUCAACAUGUGGUGUCAUGACAUUGGCCGUGAGCAAGCUGCUAAUAAGCCACUCUUGAAAACUGUCUUUCAGGUUAUGAUGAGAUUGUUUAGCCCACGCAAAACGACAUUGUUGUUUGUCAUACGUGACAAAACGCGGACACCACUUGAAAAUUUAGAACCUGUCUUGCGAGAAGAUAUUCAGAAGAUAUGGGACUCGGUUCCUAAACCACAAGCCCACAAGGAAACCCCACUUAGUGAAUUUUUUAAUGUUGAAGUUACUGCUCUUUCUAGUUAUGAAGAAAAAGAAGAGCAAUUUAAGGAGCAGGUUGCCAACUUGAGGCAACGAUUCCAGCACUCCAUCGCUCCUGGUGGGCUUGCAGGGGACAGGCGAGGAGUAGUUCCUGCAUCGGGCUUUUCUUUUAGUGCUCAGCAAAUCUGGAAAGUCAUCAAAGAGAACAAGGACCUUGACCUUCCUGCACAUAAGGUAAUGGUUGCCACUGUCCGAUGUGAAGAAAUUGCCAACGAGAAAUAUGCCACUUUUUCUGCAAAUGAGGAAUGGUGCCAAUUAGAAGAAGCCGUACAAUCAGGCCCUGUUCAGGGGUUUGGAAAAAAACUCAAUUCACUCCUAGGUGCUUGUUUGUCAGAGUAUGAUCUUGAAGCCACUUAUUUUGAUGAAGGUGUGAGAUCUGCAAAACAAAAACAACUCCAAGAAAAAUUGUUGCAACUUGUCCAACCAUCGUUCCUUUCUGCGCUGGGACAUAUAAGAUCUGGAAUAGUGGAUAAAUUCAAGGAUGUAUUUGACAAGGCUUUGAAUAGAGGUGAAGGGUUUUCUUUGGCUGCCAAAAACUGCAUUGAGUCUUCUAUGGCUCAAUUUGACGAAGCUUGCGCAGAUGUUGUAAUUGAACUAGCAGACUGGGAUACAUCUAAAGUAAGGGAGAAACUGCGGCGUGACAUUGAUGCACAUGUGGCAUCUGUACGUGAUGCUAAGCUUUCUGAACUGACUUCAUCGUAUGAGGAAAAACUUAAAGAAGCCUUGUCUGGACCUGUUGAAGCUCUUUUGGAUGAAGCAAGUGGUGAUACUUGGUCAUCAAUAAAGAAACUUCUUAGGCGUGAGACUGAAUCAGCUGUCUCAGGGUUCUCUGCUGCACUUGCUGGGUUUGAUAUGGAUGAAGAUACGAGACAGAAAAUGAUUUCGAAUAUAGCAGAUUAUGCUAGGGGUGUAGUAGAAGGAAAGGCUAGGGAUGAAGCUGGAAGAGUUCUAAUCCGGAUGAAGGAUAGGUUUACGAUGUUGUUUAGCCACGACACUGAUUCAAUGCCUCGUGUAUGGACGGGCAAAGAAGAUAUCCGUACCAUCACAAAGACUGCUCGCUCUGCUUCUUUGAAGUUACUGUCUGUCAUGGCUGUUAUUCGUUUGGAUGAUGGUGAUACUGAUAAUAUUGAGAAAACAUUAGCCGUUGCAUUGAUAGAUUCAUCAAGCAGUAAUGUUACUGAUAGGAGCAUCACAACGGUUGAUCCGCUAGCUUCUAGCACAUGGGAAAAGGUACCAUCCUCUAAGACAUUGAUUACACCUGUCCAAUGCAAAUCCUUGUGGAGGCAAUUCAAGACAGAGACAGAAUACAGUGUCUCUCAGGCCAUUUCUGCACAGGAGGCCAACAAGCGUAAUAACAACUGGUUACCUCCUCCAUGGGCAAUACUUGCUUUGAUUAUUCUCGGAUUUAAUGAAUUUAUGACACUCUUAAGAAAUCCGUUGUAUUUGCUUGUCAUCUUUAUUGGUUAUCUUCUCAUCAAAGCCCUAUGGGUGCAAUUGGACAUUACGGGUGAAUUUCGCCAUGGAGCUCUGCCGGGACUCUUAUCCUUGUCUACCAAAUUCGUUCCAACUGUCAUGAACCUUAUGAAAAAACUAGCAGACGAGGGUGCAGAUAACAAUACUCACAGAAAUCCACCAAAAGGCGAUUACAAGGCUGCUAAUGAUGGUAGUGCUGCAUCUUCCAGUGCUUCAUCAAAUGUAAGUGUGCUUGACAACGGAACCAAACACAACAGAACUGAAUACUCCAGUUCAUCAAAAUUCGAGUAGAUGAAAGAACUCAUCUGAUACGGUAGAGAAAUUUCAUUUGUUGGAAGAUGGUGAUGUCUGCUGGCUGCAUCCUUGGUUUUUUAUCUUGUCCACGAAACAUGAUUUCUGAGCAUAUUCAUGACAUUCUCAAAGGCAUUGGUUUUAGCACAAGUGCCAUAUAUACGAAGGGGGCAUUGUUUUGUUCCUAAUUAAUCCCCCUUAUAAUAGUUUUCUUUUAAUUUUGGGGCUUCAUUUAGUGGAGUUGACUCCUACGUGGUCUUUCAUGGUUAUGCUGGUUUUGCAGUCAAUUUUGUUUGUAAUUCAAUCAUUGUUUUCCUAUUGUAUCCUUCUGAAAAUUUAUUGAUUGGAAUCGUGUAUUUAUAUUAGAUUUAUAAGAUUUACUUA
Arachis stenosperma is the source of this 3008-nucleotide messenger RNA. RefSeq names its product protein ROOT HAIR DEFECTIVE 3-like. The coding region runs from base 186 to 2624 and encodes 812 amino acids. Gene Ontology annotation, molecular function: GTP binding; GTPase activity. Gene Ontology annotation, cellular component: endoplasmic reticulum. The record is from RefSeq and is a predicted model, not a curated record. The transcript is spliced from 23 exons. Gene Ontology annotation, biological process: endoplasmic reticulum membrane fusion. NCBI's taxonomy places the organism in Eukaryota, Viridiplantae, Streptophyta, Magnoliopsida, Fabales, Fabaceae.